Verticillium dahliae VdLs.17 is the source of this 2387-nucleotide messenger RNA. RefSeq lists its product as uncharacterized. Bases 1 to 1944 code for a protein of 647 amino acids. The transcript is spliced from 3 exons. Lineage: Eukaryota; Fungi; Ascomycota; Sordariomycetes; Glomerellales; Plectosphaerellaceae. The record is from RefSeq and is a predicted model, not a curated record.
AUGGACUCUUCCCCCCACAGACAGCCCGGUGUUGGGCCUGCCGAUUCGGCCACCACUUCAGUCAGGACUUCCAUCUCCAGCCGCCUUGACAGCGAUGAUGAUUACGACCUCAGCGCCAUGAUGAUUGCCGACGGCUUCAGGCCCUCCGAUUCCCUACCGAUGUCGACACAACCCCCCUCAACUUCGCUGGCCCGCGAUCCGAACCAGCCUCUUCAUCUUGCUUCAUCCGCCUCGUCUGUCUCCACACAUGCACCCGAAGCAUCUUUCGCCCCGCCAUCCGCUCGACCGUCGAGCAUUGCAAAACCUCCUCGAACUCACGACCCCUUGGCUCUACGUCACGAUGGCGCUCUAGGACAUCUCAAUGCCGCACGCCUAUCCAGGACUCCCAGUAGCUCGACGGCUAUUCCCUCCGAGUACUCUGAAAGCACAAUCAAUGGCUCCUCGGGCUCCUCAACUGCUCACCAUGCUUAUCCGCAACGCACCUUCAGCGUUGCCACUUCAUCAACCAUGCCCAUAUCAGAAAGAUCAUAUGCUGGACCCCAACGCCCCACGCAUCCCUACGGCCUCUACACACAAACGACCGCGCCUGUUGACGCCCCGCAUGACUCGGACAUCCCGGUGGGGUUUGGGAGGCCAGACAACUACCGAAGGCGUAUCGGGCCCGACGGCGAGGAAAUUGCCGACAUGAUUGGACCCCUCGGGCAUACCGAGGAGCUUCCGCCGUACAGCAGAUAUCCGGACGAGGCAUAUGCGAGGAAAACUACGGGGAGCAACGAGCAGGAAACGGAUGCCGAUGCGACACCUCAACAACCAGUAUCGAAUCCGCCCAUCCCCGGAGCAGGAGGCAUCGGGCUGGCGACACGGAACCCCGAGUUCGAAUCAAGGGAUGAUCUUGACACACCACAAUCGAGGCUUUCUACACGGAGUGUCACAUCUGAUUCUGUCAGCCAACACGAGAUCAACACAGCCGCCCAGACCUUCAACGAGAAGGAUGACCACCGCUGGCAGAAGAGAGCGAAGAAACGCAUGUGGGGCGUUGUGCCGUACUGGGCUGUCUGCCUCGUAGCAGUCGCGCUUCUUGUCAUGGGCAUUAUUCUUGGUGCGGUAAUAGGCACUCUUUUCGCGAAAGAGGAUUCCAAUAAGCCAGACUACACCCUUCAGCUAACCCUCUCCAACGGUUCCAGUAUCUCUGGCUUGUACAAUUGGGGCACUCAACCACCGACGAUUGAUGAUCCCAUAAUCAUGAGACUUGUCAAGGAUAACGACGCACCAGAACUGGGCCCCGCCUGGUUUGCUCAAGUUGCCUACAACAAGACUGUGAUCAUUGCGGAAGACAGGUUUCCUAAUGUUGGGUCCAUGUCAAGCAAGAACACAGUCAAGCGGAACUGGGGCUUGGAACCCCCCACGGACCUUAAGGGCAAGGGCGUCAUUGGUACCAAUGCCGGGGACAGGCCAUGGAUUUGCACAUGGCCCGGAACUCUGCUCGAGGUCUUCAUUUAUCCUUCUGAGAACAACAGUUUCAGCGGCUCACCUAGUCCGUCUACUUCGAGCGACGCCACAACAUCAACAGCACCCACGUCAUCUACUAACGAGCAACCAGCCGCUGCGCCAUAUGGGCCUCCGACAACCACUACGAGAACGCCGAAACCGCCGGCGCCACCCUACCCCAAAAUUAUGAAGAUUGAAGAAAGUCGUAUUUCCGAUGACGACACCCGUGCUGCUGUCUGUCAACAGGUUGAGAUAUGCGAUGACGGGUUUACCUCCGUGCCUGUGAUUGGCGUCGAUGGAGAUCCAAUCCAGGUCAUCAUUGUCGAGAACCAGCGGCUCGUCGCAUACCACUUUGAGGAAUCGAAGCGUUCGGUCAGAGACAACUCUCUGAGGCCAAGAAACAGUCAGCCUUAUAGUCAGUUGAGCGAGUGUGGGUGCAUGUGGUGGUUUACUUGAAAACGGUUGAGCAGCGAACGGCGAUGGAAGAUUUCAUGUGUUGAAUGUAUCAAACAUUGGGCGACAGGAGAUAUUAGUAUCCUGAAGUGGGAGCUGGCGUUCUGGUUUCUUGGAGUUAUGGCAUUUCUUGUUUUGCCUGGGUUAUACCCCAUCAGCAGCCUGAUUCUACGAGUCGAGCCUACUUUUACAAGCGUCGAGACGAUGCAAGGCCGGGUACGAAUGAUAUGUACCAGUAGGCUUGGAGGAUGGCCACACAAAUGAACAUAGGCCGCAUGGUCUGCAAUGGUUAUAUCUGUCUUUAUUUUGCCUUUCCUAUCCGGGACAUAUAGAGCAUUUUAUCGAUUACAGCGGCGGGGGUCUUUCAGGCUACAGACGUCACCUACGCACGCAUAGAUAGAUCAAAUGACCAUGAGCUUAUUUAGUUCAGGUCGUGAAUAUGCAUC